AUAGAUGAAAUUCGUCCAUGUCAGAUGAGAGUUUUCUGUCUAUUUUUAGUAAUGUUUACAAACAUUUGCUUGUUCUCGAGUGUUUACGUUAUGUUGUCAAAUAUCAUCUUUAAAGCUUGAACUGUUGUUUAGAAACAAAAAAGAAAUGGAAUAAAGUAAAUUUGUAUUGAUGUUAUCUUACUUUUGAGACUACUCAACAUGAUGCCACCUCCAAGCUCUCAAUUCCCACCCCAAGGUUCAGUCAUGUAUCAAAAUCCUAACAUGUUGACUCAGCAAAUGCAAGAUAUGAGAUUAGGUCCACCUCUGCCUCAAGGUGCUACUCCUCCAGUAGGUAAUCCAAAUAAACAGCAGAUGCCUCCAACUGGUUCUCAGCAGUUUCCAUCACCACAACACAGACCUAUAUCUACUCAAGUUACUUACAGCUCUCAGCCUAGAGCUACCUAUCCAUAUGUUAACAACAAUCCUCCUGGCAAUCCAAGCUCUAAUUUUCCACAACCAUUAGUGGAUAGCAAUCAGCACAAUGCAAAUAAUAUUCAAACUGAACAUGGUAGCAAACAUGUGACUAAUGGUAUUAGCAAUGGUCAUCAUACUGAUGCUAAGCAGAACAUGAAUUCAAUUAUGAAUCCUCAACAAAAUCAAGGAUAUUCACAAUCUGCUCCAAUGCAUCAGGGAAUGAGGCAAAUGGCUCCUUCUGAAGGCUAUGUGCAAUCUCCUCCUAUGAGCUUUCCUCCACAGAGCCAAUCACCUCCAUUUUCACAACAAACCCAGUCUUACCAAGCACAAGUCAAGUCUUCCAUGUCACAUCAAGGACAGGGGCCAUCCCCAUCUUCUCAUGUACCACCAUCAUAUCCUCCACAACCUAGCGUACAAAAUAAUCUACCACAGCCAUCUCCGAAUCAAAGAUUUCCUGUUUCUCCUCAAGGUGGACAGGGACAUGCUCAAAUGUACAGUCCGCCAAUAGGAAGUAUUCCUGCUCAAAACCAACAGCAAGCUUAUCAGUCUUAUUCUCCACAAUCUGUCCCAGCAGGAUUUCCUCCAAUGGGUUCACCUCUAAACACCACAGGAUCAUUUUCUCCUGGAUCACCCCAGUUUUCUGGACUAUCUCCAAACCAGAUGAAUUACCAAUCUCAACAGAUUCCUGGAGGACCUCAACCUACGAGCCCUUAUCCUUAUGCUUCCUCAAAUCAAGGAUUGCAACAACAGCCUAGGAAACUAGAUUUGGAUCAAAUGCCAAGUGUUGUGCAAGUUCGUGAAGAAGACAAAAAAAUUAAAAGUGGAUACUUUUGCACUGAUAUUAAAGGCCAAUCUCCUCCAUUAGUUACUACAAAUUUUACUGUUCAAGACAGAGGAAUGUGUAGCCCCCGUUUUAUUCGGUCUUCUGUUUAUUGCCUUCCUAAUCAUCCAGAUAUUCUUAAACAAACAGCUAUACCAUUUGCAAUUACAAUAUCACCAUUGGCUUCUGUGGAAGAAGAUGAGACUGAACCACCACUAGCUUUGUACAGAGAACAAGGUCCGGUCCGCUGCAAGAGAUGCAAAGCUUACAUCUGUCCAUUUAUGAAUUUUAUUGAAGGAGGACGUGCUUUUCAGUGUUCAUUUUGUAAAGUUGUUACUGAAGUUCCUCAGGAUUACUUUUCUUUCUUGGAUGGUAUGGGAGAAAGAACGGACAAAUAUCAUCGACCUGAACUUUGUUUAGGGUCUUAUGAAUAUAUUGCAACUAAAGAAUAUUGCAGGAAUGAUGAGCUUCCUAACCCACCUGCUUACAUAUUUAUGAUUGAAGUGUCAAAUGCUACAUUUCGAAAUGGCCUAGUGCCACUUCUUUGUGAAAAUCUAAAAAGCAUUUUACAGUGCUUGCAAAAUGAUGAAAAAAAUGAUGCUUCCAAAUUGAGAGUUGGAUUUGUAACUUAUAAUAAUGUACUUCAUUUUUAUAACCUGAAGAAAAAUUUAACACAACCUCAUAUUAUGGUGCUAUCAGAUGUCCACAAUGCAUUUGUUCCUCUUUUGGAUGGAUUUCUUGUCACACUAUCAGAAGCUGAAGCUUUAGUAGAAUGUUUAAUGGAACAUAUACCUCGUCUUUUUGUGAACGAGCCUGCUACUGAAAUAAUAUUGGGACCAGUCAUUCAAGUUGGACUAGAAGCUUUGAAAAAUGCCAAUUGUUCUGGAAAAUUGUUAGUGUUCCACUCUACAAUUCCAAAUGCAGACGCUCCUGGAAAAUUGCCUCAUCGAGAAGGUCAGAAAUUAUUAGGAACUGAUAAGCAAAAGAGUGUAUUGACACCUCAAAAUGAUUUCUACAGUAAAUUGGCUCAAGACUGCAUUGCUGGUGGUUGUGCUGUUGAUUUGUUUUUAUUUCCUAAUGCUUAUGUUGAUAUUGCAAGUCUGACACCAUUAUGCAGGCAUACUGGUGGACAAAUGUACAAAUAUACUUAUUUUCAGUCCCAUAUUGAUGGAGAUAGAUUUCUUGAAGAUCUUGAAAGAAAUAUUACCACAACUACUGCAUUUGAUGCAGUUUUAAGAGUUAGAACAAGUGCAGGUAUAAGUCCAAUAUUCUAUUAUGGGAAUUUUUACAUGUCCAAUGCCACAGAUGUUGAAUUAAGUGCCAUUGACUGCCAUAAAUCUAUCACCGUUGAAAUGGCUUAUGAUGAGAAAUUGCCUGAAAAUGAAACUGUUUACAUACAAGCUGCUUUACUGUACACUACAUGCAACGGAGAAAGACGAAUUCGUGUUCAUAACCUUGCACUGUCUACAUCAGUUGGAAUGCCGGAUGUUUUUAAGUGUUGUGAAUUGGACACUAUAGUUAACUUUUUUGCCAAACAAGCUCUCAAGCAAGUUUUGGAGCUUUCUCCUCAGCAAAUCAAAAACAAUUUGGUUAAUAGAAGUGUGAAAAUUUUAUCUUGCUAUCGAAAACAUUGUGCAUCCAGUUCAUCUUCUGGACAAUUAAUCCUGCCAGAUCCAUUAAAAUUACUUCCAGUCUACAUAAAUUGUCUUUUGAGAAGUGAUGCUAUAUCUGGAGGUUCAGACAUGUCUUUGGAUGAUCGUAGUUUUGCCAUGCUUGCUGUGAACAGUAUGGGUGUUAAAAGUACAGCUAUAUAUUUCUAUCCAACUCUUAUUCCUUUACAUGAAAUUGACCCAAAUUCUGAUGAGCUUCCUGUUCCAGUCCGUUGUUCUAUUGAAAAACUUAAUGAUACUGGAGCUUAUUUAUUAGAGAAUGGCAUUUACAUGUUCUUAUGGAUUGGUCAAGCUAUUAACCCUGAAUGGCUGCAAAAUGUGUUUGGCGUACAGAGUACAAAUCAUUUGGACAAACAAAAGACAUCAUUGCCUGAACUAAAUACCCCAUUGUCUCAGAAAAUUCGCCGAGUAGUAGAAAAUAUUGAAGAAGGACGACAAUGGUAUAUGAGGCUUACAGUGAUGGUUCAAGGAGACAAGUUGGAAGUUGUGUUUCGACAAUUCCUUGUUGAAGAUAGAGGUUCUGAUGGAAACCCAUCCUAUGUUGACUUUUUAUGUCAUUUGCACAGAGAAAUAUCAAAAAAUCUCUAGGUAGCCAAGGUUUUAAUUUAAAAAAAAAUAUUUGAUUAUCAAGCUAUUUUAAAAUGUGAGGACUGAGCUAGGAAUCUUAUUUGAAUAUGCUUUCAAAUAAAAUUUUAGCCUAUUGUUAAAAUUUUAUAGUUUAAAUCUUGUUAAUUCAAAUUUUUGAUACUUUAAGAUUUAUUAUGAUUCUUUACAUUUCCAUACUUCAAAGAUAGGUAAUGUUUUAAUGAGUCAUAGGGCUAAGGAAAUUGUUAAAUUGUUGUUUUUUGUACUCUGCUAUUUUAAAAUCUAUUUUAGUAAUUGCAAUUUUGAAAAUUCAUCAAAUUAAAAGAAAUUGUACUUUGUAGAAAACUGUCCACAUGGAAUAAACAUGGUACUUUUUAAAUAUAAUCAUCAUUUGUGUUUUCUCGUUUAAAAUAAACUGCACAAGAUGAAGAAACAAGCCUAAAAUUAUUGUUUAGGCUCAGUUGUUUUGUGAAUUUAAUGCUUUUCUUUUAAUUUCCCUUGGUAUUGACAAAAUGAGAGCUUUGUGACUAAAAAAUAUUGAGAAAAAGUAAUGUUUUUUUUUUUUUGAGUGGAAACUUUAAAUAGUUUUUUGAUAUUGUUUCAAAUAAUUGAAGUACAAUAAAAUAAUAAGUAAAAGAGGUGUAAAGAAAUUUGUCCACAUUUUUAAGUAAACAACUUAUAACAACUUUAUGAUGCUAAAAUUUUGUUAAAAUCAAAGUUUUGUAUUUUGAUAGAUGCUGUGUGAUUUAAUUGCUAAUGUAAUUAAAAAAUAUGUUUUGUGCAAUGGAGUUCAUUUUUCUUUGAAAAAUGAACUCAAUAAACUAAGUGGUCACACUGUUUAUAAGAAAGUAUUGUACAAAAACUAAUAAGAUUUGGCAUGUGCUUAUAAUACAUUGAUGUAUUUUAUCGCAUGUUAAAAAUUAUUAACGAAACUACUUUAAUCAGUAAAUUUCAAUCAGCACCCUAAACAGCUGGAAGAGUCAAAGUGGCAUUCCAACACUUACCACUUAUCAUUCAAAAUUUGAGCCAUCAGGACCAGUUGCAACAACAUUACUCCUAGACUUUUUUCUUUUGGGAGUGCAAAAGUGCUCGCAACAUGAAUUGAAGAAACUGAAGCAUGCUUAAAGUCAAGAUCACAGAUGUUGCAUCUGGAGCGACUGUCCAAAUGUUGGCAAGAAUUGGAGUGACACCUUGUCAUUAUUGGAGUAUCCUAAUUAUUUUUUGUAGAGUAAAUUUUUUUUAAUUCUGUGAGAGAGACCACCCCAUUCAUAAAAGUAUUCGUGAUUUUUUUUUACAUUGUAAUUUUUUUUUUCCAAUAUGAUAUGAGUUUCUUAUCGCUUUUCAUUUGUUAUUCAUUGAUUGAAUAAAAUAAGCCAAUUUGUGUGUGUGAAAUGACAAAUGUAAGAAAUUUUGCCCUAGUUAACAUUUUUUGUUUGAUGAACUUUUGAUGGAUUAAAAUGUUUCUUCAUUUAUUCAAAGCUUCAGAAAAAUUCUAAAAUUAUUCUGGUUAAAGAUCUUUGGCAAAAAAUAAAUUCUUAAAAGUAAAAUCCGCAGAAUGUGUGUUGUGAAAUGUUACAUAACUCUAUUAAUAAGAAAUCAAAUCAAAUGGUUGUCAUUCUGAGAAGAGAUGUGAAGUGGUUUGUUUAUUUAAGAUACUGAGGCCAUUUUUGUAUCAAGUUUCUUUUUAUGUUAGUAAUUGUAAAAAAAAAUCAUAAAAACACAAACCUUAAAUUAAGAAUCAAAAUCUUAUUUUAAAUUUUAAAUGCAUAAAUUUAAAGAAUUUUUAUAUUUUAAAUUUUCAUUCCUUUUUGAGUUUUGCUUUUGAAAUACAUGUGUUUUAUUUUAAAAUGUCUUAUGUGUCUUUAUAAAUUUUCUUGUGUAUUAUUUCGUGCAAAAUAAUAAAAAUUGAUUUUUUUUUAAUAGGUAACAUUAAAAUUAGCAAUAAAUUUUUAUUAGUAUCUCUAUUUUAUUAGGUUGUCAUGUAUUCAGAUCAAAUUACCUUCAUAUAAUUUACAUUUUAAUCAUAAGGUAAAGUGCCCCCCCCCCCCUCCCUUUACAAAAAAAAAAAGUUCCUAUAGCUGACAUCUUUAAACGAAAAAUAUUCAAAGCAUUACCUAUUUUCUGAAAUAAUUUAGCAUGAGUUUUUCGUUCUUCUUAAAAAAGAAAAACUCAUAGUAAAUCUUUAAAUAUUUGUUUUCUAAAAAGAUGUUUUCAGGGGUACUCCGAACUAACAUUUUUAGAUGGGAGUAAUUUUUGAUUUACCAAAUAAAACUCCAAGAUUCACCGAAUGAUAAAAUAUGAGUGUAACAUAAUAAUCAUUAUAAUUUUUUAAUUUCAGUUUUGUAAUGCUAUCUCCAAGUGCGCCAAAUCCUCAGACAAUGUUUUGGGAAGUUGCAGUAAUCUCUCAUCGGGGCGCACUUGGUUGUCAGCUUUGGGAAGUUUUCUGGGUCUCUGCUUUAAGGCACUUCAUCUUAUGUUAUUAAACGAGUUUUGAUUCAUAGUUCAAAAUUUUAAUACUUCCAACAAAAAAUAUUUAAUGGUAAAAAUAUAUAUAUGUAAACUUGUUUUAUAUCAAAUUAUCAAUAGUUUGAUGUAUAAAAUAGCAUUUAUAUCUUUUUUAUUUUGUUGUGUGUAUUGUGACAUAUCUGUACUUUUGAGUUAUAAUUUUGAAAAGAGUGUGCAGAUUAAUGUACUUUUUGAGUUAUAUAUAAUAUAUGGAAAGAUUAAAAGUAUUUUAUUAAAAA
Molecule: messenger RNA, 6272 nt
Organism: Uloborus diversus
Lineage: Eukaryota; Metazoa; Arthropoda; Arachnida; Araneae; Uloboridae
Product: protein transport protein Sec24D-like
Exons: 21
Coding region: 199-3531 (1110 amino acids)
Biological process (GO): COPII-coated vesicle cargo loading; endoplasmic reticulum to Golgi vesicle-mediated transport; intracellular protein transport
Cellular component (GO): endoplasmic reticulum exit site; COPII vesicle coat
Molecular function (GO): SNARE binding; zinc ion binding
Source: RefSeq, a predicted model, not a curated record